AAUCUAAUCACUAUUCCUUAUCCUCAUGAUUGAAACUCGUCAAGUGGUAUUUAACAUAUUUAACGUCUGUGCAGCAGGCGAUACGUGUUUUUGAGCCUGCGUAGACGAGGAAACCAUUUCGCUAUCGUGGAAUGCCUAGAGCGCAGAGCUGAACACCAUGUUUGCAGUGGCGGCGGUUGGAGCUUCGGCUCUCGCUGGAUAUGGCGUUUAUAUGUACUUAAAGGGCCGAAAGCGGCGAGAAAUCAUCAAAAAGGCUGUCGAUGAGAUGAUGCAUGGACUAGAUAAGCCGUCAGUCUAUAUCAGUGAUUCCGUCGGUGUGCGUGGAAAACUACAAAGAAUCUACGAGGCCGGGAUUGAUAAAAUACAGAUUUUGACGGAUUUUGAUAAGACAUUGACAAAGUUUAUAGUGGAUGGAACUCCAGGGAACACAAUACAAGAAGCUCUAGAGAAAUCUGGACACAUCCCAGAAUCCUUCAGGGCGAAGUUUGCGGAUCUCAAGGACCACUACCUUCCUAUUCUAUCGGGUGACAUGAGCUCAAAUGAGAAAGAAUCCGUCAUUCUUGAAUGGUGCUCCAAGGUCAAUGAUCUGAUUGUUGAGCUGAACUUGAAGAAGGACGAUCUUCCCGCCAUUGUGAGGGAUGGCCUAUUAGUGCUACGGGAGGGAGUCGAAUGGCUUUUUGUCAAGACCAGCGAAAACAAAGUACCAGUAUUCAUACUUUCAGAAGGCCUCGGAGAUCUGAUAGAGGAGGUGAUCAGACAACAGAGCCAGCUGUACGAUAACGUCACCAUCAUGGCUAACUACAUGAAGUUCAAUCAGGGAGUUAUGGUCGGCAUACAUGGCAAACUUCUAACAAGCGGCAACAAGCAAGAGCAAGCGAAGAACAAUCUCUUUUUCGAGAAAAAUAAGGACCGCAGCAGUGCUAUAGUUUUGGGGGACUCGAUUCGCGAUAGUGAGAUGGCCAGCAGCCUCAGAAACGCAGAGAAUGUCAUCACUGUCGGGAUCCUCAAUGAAAAAGUUGACGAGAACCUGAAGGCUUACCAGGAGGCGUUUGACGUGGUUAUUGUGGAUGAUCACAGCAUUUCAGUUGUAGAUGUUGUCCUGAUGUCUCUUCUCCGAGAAAAAUGAGAUCCCACGCCGAAUAUCGAGUGAGAAUACUGACAAUAGGAUCAUUAGCAUUUCGCUUGAAGAGGCGACUGGCGUCACUCAAUAAUGUAGUUUUGUAGGACUUGACCAUCGUACGGAAGCAACUUGAAUCUUCAUAGACGAAUCCAGGAAAAAGUUUUUUUCAAUACUGUUACUGCUGGGAUAAGCGCCUCGCCUAAGAGGAAAAUUGACUAAGAGGAGAAUUAAUAAGGAGUUUACUCCUUGCAUGUUAUUAAAAGGCACUUUUUUUAUCUAUCGAUGAAAAUGAUUUUGAAACUUUUAAUGACCGCCACGUCGCUUAUUCGCGUAAUUACGAUAUAUGAAAACCCUCAAUUGUUUAGCCCUCAGGAAACAUAUCAUUUUGUUUUUGUGGUUCUUAUAAACACACGAAACCGACCCUAUGGAUUCGCCAAAUAUUCUUGCAAUUUAAACUAGAUGUUCUCUUCGAGACAACCUAGCCAAUUUUCGAGACGAAAAUAUUCCGUUCAACACCGUUAUUUUACGACCUCUGAAAUCGGAAUAAAUGUGUUAAGUUUAAGGGGAUGAGAGACAAAAGAGAAAAAGAUAAAUUCUAGACCAUUUAUUUAGUGUUUGAGUUAAUGACACAAGACGAAUUUCUCUAAAAUAUAUAUAAUACUCCAUAACAAUACGGGCUUUUAACUGCAGACAAGAUAAUAGAAUGUAUCUAGCGUUCUGCCUCAUAGAGGAUAUAAAUUAAUUUAUAAAAUAUAGAUAAUAUUCUAUA
This is a messenger RNA of Nematostella vectensis (starlet sea anemone), 1889 nucleotides long. Its product is annotated as cytosolic 5'-nucleotidase 3A. Gene Ontology annotation, cellular component: cytoplasm. Bases 158 to 1126 code for a protein of 322 amino acids. The transcript has 12 exons. The record is from RefSeq and is a predicted model, not a curated record. Gene Ontology annotation, molecular function: magnesium ion binding; 5'-nucleotidase activity. Lineage: Eukaryota; Metazoa; Cnidaria; Anthozoa; Actiniaria; Edwardsiidae.